CGGUGUCCGUCAGCGGAGCGGGAGAUGGCCGAAGUGGGGCAGCUGUCGCCCGCCGCGGUGCCCGAGGGAUCGCCCGGCCCCGGGCCCCGGAGGACCCGCGGCGGGAGCGAGGGGUCGCGGCCGCCGGCCGGCGAUACGUGGGAGCUGCUGGAAGAGGUGGAGAUGCAGAUCGGCGACGCCGCCUUCUCCCUGGCGAAGAUCCUGGAGGCGACGUCGGCCGUGUCGGCCCAGGUGGAGGAGCUCGCCACCAAGUGCUCGGAGAACGCCCGGUUCCUCAGAACAUGGCGGGACCUGCUGAGGGAGGGCUACGAGUCCCUGAAGCCCAGCGGCUGACCCUGCCCCGCGGCGGCUCCCCCCGGGUCACUCUGGGCUGCCCGCUUGUAUCGGACUGGAAUGCGGUUCUUCUUUUUAAACGACUUUUUUUUUAGGGAUUUCACGUGAAUUUUUUGUUUUCCCUCAGCAGCUCCCCGUGAGCCCGGAGUUCUUUCAGAAAUACUUCAUGAUUCGUGUGGAUGUUGUAUGUAAGUCACAGACUAAAAGAACUUUGUUUAGGGAAUCAGUUUUUGACUUUAGACUCUUCUGUUGCAGCUCAAGCGAUCUCGUACGUGAAAUAUUCUCCCUUUUUUUUUUCUUUCUUUGCUGAUGUGGUGGAUGCAAAGUUAGUAUGUGUGGUAUGUCCAGAACUAAUUACUGGUGGAGAAGUGGUGUCCUGCGAGGAGGUAUUGUCAGCCCUCCUUUUUAAGAGCUGUCACCAGCACAAACCCUGCCAACUCCAGAGAAACUUGCUGAUCUGACUUCAGUUUGUCUAUGCAUGCUUUUUCUCUGUGUUGAGGAUGGGAUUGUAUGGCAAGUUGUGGCUUAUUUAUGAGCUUUAGAUAAGUCCCAUAUCCCAAACCUUACUAUUUUUAGCAAUAUUGCAAUAUAUUUCUAUAAAUUUUGCAAAAUUUUACAAUAUCUUUUGUUGUAAUAAAGUGCCUUAUGAUGGACCAUAUAUCUCUGAAUGGUAGAAGUUUAAUAGCAUUGUUUACUGAUCGGAUGAAUUAUUUUGAACUAUAAGUAAAAGCUUCCAUCAGUUAGAAUCUAUGAAAUGUAUUCUCCCAUGUUUUGGGAGGCACAUUAGAGCUUUUUCACUAUUAGGUCCUAUUUUAUAUCUUUGCCUUCAGCAAUUAUUAGUUAUUUAGUCCAGAGCUUUUUGUCUGAAAGAUCACUAAUCUGUAAUAAGUAGCUGUACUGAAACUCCUGUACCUUUACCAGAGCAAUGUGAAAAAAGUAAUGCUGAAAUGCAAUGGGAGGCUGUGGGAGAACAUGGCUGUACCAUGAUUUAUUAGUCGGCCUUAUUUUUACUGGUAGAAGGACUUUUUAAAAGACAAACUGUAGUUUUCUUAUCAAAACAAUAAAGGUGUUACAAAAAAUUCUGAAA
Molecule: messenger RNA, 1420 nt
Organism: Grus americana (Whooping crane)
Lineage: Eukaryota; Metazoa; Chordata; Aves; Gruiformes; Gruidae
Gene: C4H4orf46
Product: chromosome 4 C4orf46 homolog
Exons: 2
Coding region: 25-333 (102 amino acids)
Source: RefSeq, a predicted model, not a curated record